UUGUUAUUAUCAUGUCUGUGUUUAAACAAAGAAGUAGUAAAAAUUUGAAUUUCAAAGUGGGAUUUUAACUUAUCCAUAUGUCUUGAGAUACAUCAGAAGACACAAAGUCGCAGUGUACGCAAGGAUUAAAUUGUCAAUAACUGCACUGGAAACCAUAACUUACCGAGUGUUGUUAAUAUUGAAAGCUGAUUUCAAGUUUAUUGGAAUAUUUUAUUGGAAGUUCUAACAAAAUUUUAUAGUUUCAAAGUAUUGAUUAUUAAUAUAAACUUUUUAUUCCCAUGUUACUCGAAGAGAUUAUGGAGGUGGAUUUAUCUAUAGUGAAGAAGGAAAAAUUGGAACUUGAAGAUUACGGACAGAAUACUGGAAAUAUUUUGGACAAUUUUUUGUCAGAACAUGAUUAUAACAACUUUCCAGAGAGCGUUCCGACUGUUCCCUGCGAAGAAGACGAAGACGUAAAUGUUGAUUGGCUUUCCAGUUUCUUUGAUGAACCGAUACACGAUAACAUGUCUGGGUUAAAUCCACCAUUAAGUGACAUCGCAAGCACCCAUUGCACCCCGUCUAUUUCUAAAAUGACAUCAAUAAAUGGGGGUGGAGACAAUCUAUUUUUUGACUCCCUUUCCACUUUCACAGAAGACUACAUCAAUAAUUCGUCUUUAAUAAAUGAAUCAAAUAGUAUAAAAUCGUUACCUUCACCGACACUAGGGAAAUCGAAUCCUUUGUUAUCACAAACAAAACCACACACUACGAAUACGUUGAACUUAUGUAAAAAUCAAAAUUAUCCUGUCAAAAUUGAAGAAAAUAACAACAUUAAUUUGAGUAGUAAAGCAACAGAAAUGGAAGUCGAUAAACACUUCUCCAAGACAGAAAAACAAAACCAACAGAAAUUGUUAUUAUUUAUGAACACGCCUGAAAAUCGUGCAAAACUAGCCGGCACGAAUUUUAAUAUAAUCAACGCCAAUUUACUCAGCAAAAUAUCUGGUCAAACAGGUAACACUGAAAAAACUAAAAAUGUCAUCAACUUAAAGAAAUGUAUAAAAUUAAACAAUAAUAUAAAAACAGAAGAACCGCAGUACUUAAGACAAGAAGAUGUAACCGCUGCUAAUACAUUCUCAAAAUUUGGACAGAAUAGUAUAAACGGUAUUUUACAGACCAACGUUUUACAAGGCUUAAUGAAAGUUGACAAAGAAAAUCAAGAAGUUGAUUCUGGUUAUGAAUCUCCUUCGUCUUCAUCUGGAUCAUCACCAUGCUCUCCUCCAAUUGAUUUGGAUCGUCGAGAUAGUUACAAUAGCUGUGAAACACUACAAUAUAUUGAUAUUCCUCCACAUGAGCGACAGCCAUUUUAUUUAUCUGAAGAAGAAAAACGAACACUCAUAAUAGAAGGACUCCCAGUACCAACUGGUUUACCCUUGAAUAAAAUGGAAGAACGAGCAUUAAAAAAAGUGCGAAGGAAGAUUAAGAACAAAAUUUCAGCUCAAGAAAGUCGAAGAAAGAAAAAAGAAUAUAUGGAAGCCUUAGAGAAAAAAGUUGAUUCGUAUGCGUCAGAAAAUAACGGUUUAAAGAAAAAAGUGAACAGUCUUGAAGUAGCUAAUCGAUCACUAAUCAUACAAGUACAAAAACUACAAGCGUUGGUAGCUACUAAAGUUGGUAAAAAUGUUGGAACAGUAACUAAAUGCAACCAAACUGAUGAAAUGGUCUCUUAACACAAAGAAAACAAGACACAACUGUAUAUAAAACACAUGAAUCCGUUCGACGCUAUCUGGAAUGAGCAAUAAUAUUGUAAAAUAUUUUCUUAAAUUGUAAUUUUAAUAUGGAAUUAUUUAUUUAGUGUUUUUGAAUUAACUUUUCCUUGUUUGUAAGGAAAAAGUGAGAUUUUAAAAAAAAUAAAAAUGAUUUAUACAAAUA
Messenger RNA from Hydractinia symbiolongicarpus, 1902 nucleotides. RefSeq lists its product as uncharacterized. Gene Ontology annotation, molecular function: DNA-binding transcription factor activity, RNA polymerase II-specific; cAMP response element binding. The transcript is spliced from 6 exons. Lineage: Eukaryota; Metazoa; Cnidaria; Hydrozoa; Anthoathecata; Hydractiniidae. The record is from RefSeq and is a predicted model, not a curated record. The coding region runs from base 279 to 1700 and encodes 473 amino acids. Gene Ontology annotation, biological process: regulation of transcription by RNA polymerase II.